Messenger RNA from Gadus chalcogrammus (walleye pollock), 1409 nucleotides. RefSeq names its product gamma-aminobutyric acid type A receptor subunit alpha6a (gene gabra6a). The transcript is spliced from 10 exons. Gene Ontology annotation, biological process: synaptic transmission, GABAergic; signal transduction; nervous system process. Gene Ontology annotation, molecular function: benzodiazepine receptor activity; inhibitory extracellular ligand-gated monoatomic ion channel activity; GABA-A receptor activity. Lineage: Eukaryota; Metazoa; Chordata; Actinopteri; Gadiformes; Gadidae. Bases 12 to 1322 code for a protein of 436 amino acids. The record is from RefSeq and is a predicted model, not a curated record. Gene Ontology annotation, cellular component: GABA-A receptor complex; neuron projection; dendrite membrane.
CAAGUUUCAGAAUGACUUUGUUCAUUCUGCUUACUUUCAUUUGGUGGGCAAAUACAGGUCAUGUCCAUGGAAGCCAUUCAGCCAACAUCACUGCAAUCCUGGACCGCCUGCUGGACGGCUACGACAACAGACUGCGCCCCGGCUCUGGCGGAGGGAUAACCGAGGUGAAGACGGACUUCUUCGUCACCAGCUUUGGACCGGUUUCAGAUGUUGAAAUGGAUUUCACCAUGGACAUGUUCUUCCGGCAAAUGUGGGUGGACGAGAGGCUGAAGUUCGAAGGGCCAACCGAAAUCCUGCGUCUUAACAACCGAAUGGUGGACAAGAUUUGGACCCCAGACACUUUCUUCCGCAACUCCAAGAAAUCCCUGGCCCACAACAUGACAACCCCUAAUAAAAUGUUCCGCAUCAUGCAGAAUGGAACUGUGCUCUACACCAUGAAGCUGACUGUCAUCGGAGACUGUCCCAUGCAGCUCAUGGACUUCCCAAUGGAUGGCCACACCUGUCCUCUCCGGUUCGGGAGCUAUGCCUACACCAACCGUGAGAUCGUGUUCACCUGGAGGAAGGGCCCCAUCCACUCGGUGGACUGCCCCAAGGAGUCCAUGAGCCUCCUGCAGUACGACCUGGUGGGCCAGUCGCUGUCCAGCACUGUCUUCAAGUCCAACACCGGUCACUACUCGGUGAUGGUCGUCCACUUCCUCCUCCAGAGGAAGCUGGGCUACUACCUGAUCCAGACCUACAUCCCCCUCAUCAUGGUGGUGGUGCUGUCGCAGGUGUCCUUCUGGAUCAACAAGGAGUCUGUUCCAGCCCGCACCGUCGCUGGCAUCACCACCGUCCUCACCAUGACAACGCUGAGCAUCAGCGCCCGCCAGUCGCUGCCCAAGGUGGCCUACGCCACCGCCAUGGACUGGUUCAUCGCCGUGUGCUUCGCCUUCGUGGCGUCCGCGCUCAUCGAGUUCGCGGCGGUCAACUACUUCGCCACGCUGCAGGCGCACCGUCUGAAGAAGCAGAAGGCCAAGCUGCACGAGAUGGAGAUGAUCGCCGAGGAGGACGAGGACGAGGCUUUGCCGGACGGCUUCCCCCGGGGGACCCUGAAGAGGAGGAACCACUCCAUGGCCCCCAGUGAGGGGAACGUGCCCAUCUUCCUCCAGCAGGGCUCCGCAGUGCCGGCCAACCCCCAGCUGGCCGGGACCAGCCCCAUCGACCAGUACUCCCGCGUCCUCUUCCCCCUCACCUUCGCCCUGUUCAACAUCGUCUACUGGUCCAUGUACCUGUCCAAGGACACCAUGGAGAAGCCCAGAGACAUGAAUUCACCGUCCUCUUAGACGAAGAGCACCCCAUGGGCAUGUGACGGUGGAGGGACGGCGCCUAUUCCAUCUCCGUCGCUCUUUCUCUCCAUCGCUCUCGCUUUU